Molecule: messenger RNA, 1398 nt
Organism: Penicillium diatomitis
Lineage: Eukaryota; Fungi; Ascomycota; Eurotiomycetes; Eurotiales; Aspergillaceae
Product: putative cytochrome P450
Exons: 2
Coding region: 1-1398 (465 amino acids)
Molecular function (GO): oxidoreductase activity, acting on paired donors, with incorporation or reduction of molecular oxygen; monooxygenase activity; heme binding
Source: RefSeq, a predicted model, not a curated record
AUGGCCGCUGAAAUUCCUGGCCCGCCCGGUGUACCGCUGCUGGGCAACAUCUUCGAUAUUACACCGGGCGAGACGUGGAACUCGCUGAGCAAAUUGGCUAGGCAGUAUGGUCCCAUUUUCAAGAUCAAUGCGCUCGGCCACCAGAUCGUCUUCAUUGGCAGCGUCAAGCUUCUGGAGGAGAUUUGCGACGAGACCAGGUUUCGAAAAUGCGUCACUGGUCCGGUCGUCGAGAUCCGCAGUGCUGUACAUGAUAGUUUGUUCACUGCUAAACAUAGCGAAAUGAAACAAUGGGGCAUUGCUCAUCGGAUCAUGGCCCCCUACGUCUCGCAAGAGGCGACGGACGCGAGCUUCAAAGAUAUGGCCGAAGUGAUUCCCGACUUGAUCACAAAAUGGACCUCCGGCACUCAGCAGAAAUGUCUUGCCGCCGACGACCUGGACCGGAUUCUCUUGGCCUCGUGUAUGAAAUGCUUCUUCAAUCAGCGAGUACACGUUCUCGGCACGGAUGCCGAAUCCAACAAAGCGAAGAAGAUGGUGGAUGCAUGGGAGAGUGCGACCAUGGAAGCCUUGAAACGACCAACUCGACCAAAGCUUCUCAACCUCGUGUACUCGAGCCGCUUCUCAUCCCUGAUUAAAACAAUGCGUUCCUACGCCACCGACAUCAAGAACAGCAGAUUGAAUCACCCCGAGCAGAUCCGCAAAGACAUGCUCGACGCAAUUCUCAACGGUGUCGACCCAGAAACUGGCGAGAAACUGACCGAUUCACAACACCUCGACGAGAUCGUGACCAUUUUCAUCGGCGCUGCCACCGCCGCAAACCUCGUCUCCUGGGCUCUUUAUUAUCUCAUGCAAAACCCCCAGCCGCUCAGAAAAGCUCAAGAGGAAAUCGACCGCAUCGUCGGCGAUGGGCCCAUCGCCCUCGACCACCUCACCGCCCUCAACUACGUCGAAGCCUGUCUUCGCGAAGCCAUCCGUCUCUCAGCAACCGCACCCGGCUUCAACAUCGAACCCAUCCCCCCAGCAGACAAGAAAGACAAAACCCCCGUCCUUCUCGGCGGCGGCGAGUGGCAAAUCCCAAACAACCAGCCCAUGAUCGCAGUCCUCAGCUCAGUCAACCGCGACCCCGAAGUCUUCCAACACCCAGAAGAGUUCCGACCCGAGCAAGUCUACGGCGAAAAAUGGGAUCUUCUCCCCGCUGCCGCGAAGAAGGGCUUUGGAAAUGGCAAGCGUGAAUGCAUCGGCAAAAAGUGGGCUUGGCAAUGGUCGUUCUUCACCCUGGCCAGUAUCAUCAAGGACGUUGCCUUCGAGCUAGAAGAUAAGGAUUACAAGCUUCAUGCAAAUGGCGCAUUCAGCACCAAGCCGCUUGAUAUGUGGACGUUGAUGAGCCCGCGCAGGAAAUAA